Molecule: messenger RNA, 1393 nt
Organism: Plutella xylostella (diamondback moth)
Lineage: Eukaryota; Metazoa; Arthropoda; Insecta; Lepidoptera; Plutellidae
Source: RefSeq, a predicted model, not a curated record
CAAGUUGGCUUCAGUCAGCUUCAGUCCGAUUUUUUUAGCAAAGGUUUGAUAAAUUCUAACAAAAUUACAGUGAUUUAAUUUAGCAAUACCUACAUAUUUACCCAAAAUAUGGACAGCGUUUUUCCAAAGAAAUUUCAGGCACCGCCUAAACUUAAGGAGAAUAAAAUGAUCAGUCGAAGUGAUAAUAUGCAGACACGAAAUUUGCUUCUGGAAAAAAGUUGCAUAAAGAGAAAUAGAGAAAUGAACAGCGUCCGUGUAGAUCCUGCAGGUUUAAUGCCAUAUAGCGGCGAUUCUUCACGGCCAAAAGGCCCUUACAAUAACGAAAAAGGGCCUUUUAGAACCAACCAAUACGUGGAAGCAAACCCGAUGCCCGACACCGAAGAAGCAUUACUAGAAUACUUGUACAAAAUCAAAAGUGAAAGAGACGAAAACAUGGCUGCUACUAAAAAACUAGAGCAGAGAAAACAUAUUCGUGAAAAAUACACAUUCAAUCUAAGAAAUGCUGAAAGUAAUAAUGCAAAUCAACAAAGAAAAAUAUAUGGCAAUCACGCAAGUAAUAAUAAUAAUAAAGAUCCUGUUGCCAACAAUAAUGCUAGCACGGUCAGAGAUGGAUUAGGAAAUAAUUCUUAUCCAACCGUUAAACCCAAAAGAGCCGUAGUCUGCAGAAUGCCCAGGUUUGACAACUCAAAUGGACAAGUCUCGAAAGAGAUGCGAAAUGAUGGUGCCGUUAGAAAAACAAUAACUUCCGAAAAAAUAUCCCAAAGAGAGACUCUACAAUCUAAAUUUGAUAACAAAGAUAUCACAAACUCGGAACAUAAGAAGCCAUCACUAGUGAAAUAUGAAGUACCUUGUGCACAAUGUGCACAACCAAAAUAUCAAAAAAUAUCUAAAUGCUCCCAAACAAAUAAACAUGUUGACGUCAAAUCAAAAGUUAGCAAAAGAAUGGGAGGAAAAUUGCGCGGCAAAAUUGACCACAGACAAACUUCAGACCCACCGGAAACGGAAGUCGCUAAAUGGGAGCCAUCUUGCAUUAACCGUCAAACCAAGCCGUAUUACGAAGCGUGGGUAGAUAAAACGUUGACUGCUUUCUACAAAACGAAGAAAGACGAUGAAAUUGAUAGAGCUAAACGAAACAUCUUGGAGAAUUACCAAAGAAAACUAAUUUUAGGCAAAGAAUUCGAAAAUCAGAUAAAGAAUAAGGAUUUGAAAGACGAAAAAUUCGUGGGAAAGAUUAGAGUCAAGCGAUAACCUUAGCUACCAAGCAAGUUUGGGCAAAAAUUAUUACUUUACUUUGUUUUCAAUGUAAAAUAUAGUAUAUGACUGUGUGUUCAAUGUAAAAAGCUGUCUUAAUUUUUUGUCAAAAUACUGAGAAUUAAAAAAAUAAGACAUUCAA